AUGAUCGCUCUUAUCUUUCGAUUACUACGACAACAAGGUUAUAAUGUUUCAUCAGUGGUUUUUAACAAAUUCAAGAAUAGCGAAGGGAACUUUAGAGAAUCGUUGAUCACCGAUGUACGUGGACUUCUAAGCCUAUAUGAAGCUUGUCAUUUAAGGUGCCACGGAGAUUCUAUUUUGGAAGAAGCACUUCCUUUUGCUAUUACUCACCUUGAAUCAAUCAAUGAAAGCAAAGUAAGCACUAGUCUUGCGAAACAAGUGAAGCGUGCCCUAAGGCAGCCACUUCACAAGGGCUUGCCAAGGCUUGAGGCAAGGUAUUAUGUUCCACUCUACCAAGAGGAGCCUUCACAUGACCAAGUCUUGCUUGCCUUGGCUAAAUUAGAUUUCAACUUACUGCAAGAGCAACACCAGAAGGAACUCGGCAAUAUUACAAGGUGGUGGAAGGAUAUAGAUGUUGCGACGAAGUUCCCAUUUGCUAGAGACAGGAUUGUGGAGUUGUUCUUCUGGAUCUUGGGAGCAUAUUUUGAGCCAGAGUUUGCCGUGGCCAGAGAUAUACUCACCAAAGUGAUCGCUCUAUUGUCCAUUCUUGACGAUAUGUACGACGUCUACGGCACGUUGGAAGAACUUGUAAUCCUCACAGAAGCAAUUGAGAAGUGGGAUGUUGAUGCCAUGGAUGGACUACCAGAGUAUAUGCAAGCUUGGUACAAGGUGCUUCUCGAUGUCUAUGAUGGAGUAGGGAAUGAAGUGGCCACGAAGGAAAGAUCGUACCGCCUCACCUAUGCGAAAGAAGCCAUGAAGAAGCAAGCGAGAGUGUACUUUCACGAAGCCAAAUGGUUCCAUACCAACUACACACCAACGCUAGAGGAGUACAUGCCCCUUGCAUUAUUAACAACUGGCUAUGAAAUGUUAGCAAUCACGUCGCUUGUGGGAAUGGGCGAUGUGGUCACGAAACAUGCUUUUGAAUGGUUGCUUGGCGACUGCAAGAUCUUGAAGGCUUCACAAAUCAUCUGUCGGCUCAUGGAUGACAUUGUCUCUCACCAGUUUGAGCAAAAGAGGGGACAUGUAGCAUCUUCAGUGGAGUUGUUCAUGAAAGAACACAACGUUUCGGAGCAGGAAACCGAAAAGGAAUUGCGCAAACGAGUGGUUGAUGCAUGGAAGGACAUUAAUGAGGCGUUUCUUCGUCCGACCGUAGUUCCAGUGCCAAUUCUAAUGCGAACUCUCAAUCUCGCACGAGUGAUUCAUGUGUUGUAUAGCGAUGGAGAUAACUACACCCAUUCUGGAACCUCGCUCAAAGAUCACGUGACAUCUCUCUUCAUUAGCCCCUUACCAGUGUCACAUCUCUCAAGAGGAGCACAAGAAGGAACUCGGCAAGAUUACGGCGGCAAAUGAAGACGCCAUGAGAAAGAAGCAAGAGAAAGGAAAACAAGCGAUGGAGCGGUUGUGAACUAUAUGGGAAUUGUUAGUUUAUCAAGAUCUUCAACAAAGAGGAAAAUCGACCAGAAGUAGUUGUUCCAAGAGUUGGAAAUUCCGAUGCUUUAGUAGUUUGUGUUUAUAUUGUACUCCUGAAUAUAGGAUCAAGAGAUGGAGCUUGUUUAUUUUCUAAUAGUGCUUAAGAUGUGGCAAUGAUACUGUUAAGAUCACAAGCAUUCUGAGGAAGAGCUUUUUGUGUGGGUGUGAUUUUAUCGAGAAAUGAUGUAACGUGUAAUGCUUCUCUAAUGAUCAUUAUGGCAAGGCCAUGUCCACAAUAA
This is a messenger RNA of Eucalyptus grandis, 1745 nucleotides long. RefSeq names its product (-)-germacrene D synthase. NCBI's taxonomy places the organism in Eukaryota, Viridiplantae, Streptophyta, Magnoliopsida, Myrtales, Myrtaceae. The coding region runs from base 1 to 1386 and encodes 461 amino acids. Gene Ontology annotation, biological process: diterpenoid biosynthetic process. Gene Ontology annotation, molecular function: magnesium ion binding; terpene synthase activity. The transcript is spliced from 7 exons. The record is from RefSeq and is a predicted model, not a curated record.